Messenger RNA from Phymastichus coffea, 2609 nucleotides. RefSeq names its product protein Hook homolog 3-like (gene hook). Lineage: Eukaryota; Metazoa; Arthropoda; Insecta; Hymenoptera; Eulophidae. Gene Ontology annotation, cellular component: centrosome; cytoplasm. The record is from RefSeq and is a predicted model, not a curated record. Gene Ontology annotation, molecular function: microtubule binding; dynein light intermediate chain binding. Gene Ontology annotation, biological process: cytoplasmic microtubule organization; cytoskeleton-dependent intracellular transport. Bases 516 to 2609 code for a protein of 697 amino acids. The transcript is spliced from 3 exons.
UUAACAAAAACAAAAUUUCUGUUUGAAAUAUUAAUAUUUCCACGCACAUACAUUGUCAAAUUUGAUAAUUCAUUGCAAACACUUUGGCAGCGCCUGUCGGCUGUUUGCCAUGGAUAACAAAAGCGCAUGCUACGAUGCCUAUAUAUACGACACUGCGUUACCCAAAACAAUAAUAUCACCCACGUCGUCUGUAUCUGUGAAGUUCGUUGAGUCGUCGAGUCGUAUUUCACACAUUCAACACAGUUCAUUCUCUUGGGAACGUGAGAGAUAAGCAGAUAUAUAGUAUAUAAGGACUACAUAUAUUCGUACGUUUUCACCAGAAUAAUAAAUAAAACAUUGUAUUUUUUGUAAUAUAACUCUGCGUAAUUAAAACGUAAAAUGGUGCCUUUUGACGUCUCUCUUGACGUAUGCAAUAAUGCUGUGGCUUUCUCUAGAGCGCGCAUUCCUAGGAGUCUGUAAAUAAAAAUUAUUUAUGUACUUGUAAACCUCGACGAUUUAUAGUCUCUGCUACGAAAAUGAGUAAUCAACAAUUAAGCAGCUUAAUCAAGUGGUUGAAUACGUUUGAGCUUUGUGCUCCACAUUCAACUCCAGAAGAUAUAAGUACAGGAGUGGCAAUAGCAGAGGCUCUGGUACAAAUUGCUCCGGAAUGGUUUACUACCACUUGGCACUCAAAAAUCAAAUCCGAUGUAGGUACCAACAAGCAUAUUAAGAUAAGCAAUCUCAAAAAAAUUGUAGAAGCUGUGAUAGAGUAUUACGUAGAAUGCUUAAGUCAGCCACUCUCAGGUUAUGUUAAGCCUGAUGUUCAGAAGAUUUCUGAACACUAUGACAGUAUUGAACUUAAGAAGCUUCUGCAGCUUAUACUGGGCUGUGCAGUCAAUUGUCAUGAAAAACAACAUUAUAUUACUCGUAUCAUGGGUUUGGAAGAAUCAGUACAACAGGUCAUAAUGCAAAGUAUUCAAGAGUUGGAAAAUAGUGUACAUGGACCAAGACUUAGCUUAGGAGCUAGCUUAAAUUUUGAAUCUUUUGAUGCUACAGAUGGAACUCAACAGAGGCUGUUAAAUGAACUUCAAGCUGCUAUUGAUGCAAGAGAUCAAAUAGAGCAAAAAUAUCAUGAUUUUCAUAAACAACUGACUUUCUUACAAGAAGAAAAUCGAACGCUACAAGUUGAAAAUAAAAAAUUGCAAGAAAGAUUGGAUGAAUUUGAGACUCCUGAUGAAAAUGGUGCUUCAUCAAGCAUCAAAUAUUUUGGACUACGAAAGCAAGUUGAAGCAUUGAAAGAAGAAAUUUUUAGAGUAGAAACAACGCGAGAUGACUACAGAUCUAAAGUAGAAUUGCUAGAGAAAGAAUUGGUGGAGCUGCAGAAUAAACAAAUUGAUCUGCAAAAAACAGCUGAUGAAGCUCUCCAUCUUAAAGAUGAAAUUGAUGCUCUGAGAGAAACUGCAGAUAAAGUUGCCAAGUAUGAAGUAACAAUUGAAUCAUACAAAAAAAAGAUGGAAGAUUUCAGUGAUCUUAGAAGACAAGUGAAAAUUUUGGAGGACAAAAAUACAGAGUACCUCCAGUACAAAGUAGACUACGAAGAGGAAAUGAAAAGAAUGAGCAUUGUAAAGACACACAUGGAAGUAGUAAGAAAGCAGCUCGCAGAGGCGACUCUGAAGCUUGAUGAGCAGACUAACAAGUGUGAUAAAUUGGAAUUUGAAGCGAAGAAACUUGAGGCACAGUUGAGCGCUGCUCAACGUGAAAGGGACAGGCUAGCUAAAGAACGCGAUACUCUAAAAGAGACCAAUGAAGAACUCAAAUGUACUCAACUAAAUAACGUCGAAAACAUAACGAAUUUAAGUACCGAUGAAGCUCUAGUUAAUACCGAAAUAAUUCCACCGGCGAUCAAAGAGAAACUGGUACUUUUACAACAUGAAAAUAAAAUGCUAAAACUCAAUCAGCAAAAGGGUAACGAUGACAAACUGCCUAUACAGGCAUUGCUGGAAGAUUCUGAGGAAAGGAUGAAAGCUCUUAGGGAUCAAAAUCGCCAGGCUAAUCAGAGGAUAAUUGAAUUAGAAGCCAAACUUGAAGAUAUAAAAGGUACUCAAAGCUCAGAAUCGAAAACUGAACAAACGAAAUUGCAUAAUUUACAAGAGGAACUGCGUAGAUUGCAAGCCGAGUGCGAACGUCUAAGUAUGCAUAAUGAAGAGCGCGAAAGUAGCUUGCAGAUGCAAAAACAAAAAGCCGUGUCACUCCAAGAAAAUUUGUCUCGCAAAGAAACCGAAUUAGCAUCAUUGGAAGAUCGCUACAAGAAGUACGUGGAGAAGGCUAAGAGUGUCAUCAAGAUGUUAGAUCCGAAACAGCAACACAGUACCAAUGCUUCCCCCGCAGAAUUGGCUGACAAACGAAAGAAUAUUGAAGAUGUCGAGAGAUCGUGUAAAGAAGCAAAAAUCAUUCGAGAGAUGGAAGAGAAACUCAUGCUUACCGCAUUUUACAAUUAUGGCAUGACCAGACAGCGUGAUUCCGUUGAUCAAAGGCUCGCGGCUUUAAGUUCAGGGCAAGGGCAAUCAUUUCUUGCCAGGCAGAGACAAUCUACUCCAAGAAAAGUCUAUACUGUUUACAACUCGAAGUAA